UACUGUUUCAUCGUUGGAAUCAUAUAUAAGUUCUUAGAGCUUGUUAAUACCGAGGAUAUUGCUGAUGUUGGGUUGAUAAUUGCUCCUUACUGGUGGAAGUUUGUUUGUUCGUUAUUCAUGUCAGUUGAACAGAAAAUCAAAAUGGCGACAUUAAAACGAGCGGAACUGUCAGUGUCAUGAAUGUGUGCAUGUGUGCGCAAAACGUUUUGAAGUUACUGCGUGGAUGUUGAUAGCACGAAUCUUUUGAUUGUUGCAGGGCUAAAAAUAAUGUGUUACAAUCGGUCUAUUACUAGUUUUAACUGGGAUUGGGCGUGCCAGUACGUCCCAGGUCACACACCAUGCGGACGUACAUGAUGACGUACCAUGCCUGUGUCUUGUGAAGUUGUGUGUGUCGCGCCGAAGUGACGGUCGGCACGGCAUAACUUAGCGGCAUAGGAAUAAGGAUCAUGCAUGGCAUUAUGAUGUAGGCCAACAUACAUGGUGGGCUAGGGCCGGCUCUUCGCAUGCAUUAUGUGGGAAAUCCCGCUAAAAGACAGCGCAAUGUCGGCUGAAGGAGAUGACACAGCGCCACUGGAAGAUAUCUUCAUGACAGAUGGAGAUAAAAUGCAAACAGAGGCAGAAUUUGCAGGAAGAGAUGGAGAAACAGGUUCCGAAUCCUCUGACAGACCUGGAACAGAUGUUGUAGAGAAUGCAGGAGGUACCACAGAGCCACAUUCCCCUCCAGGGGACCCUCGGACCAAUUUGGUGGCCACUGCUUCCAGUGAAAGCUCCUCAGGCGUGGCUCAAGGUUUGUCCGCCACAACCAAGACAGGCUUACAUCUGGCUGGCCCAGACGAAGAUGCCCUCAUGCCGGAGGGAGAUCCUGCCCAGCCCGACUCCUCCCACAUUGAGAUCCGACUGCAAGGGGACCCCUCCAAUUCACACGGCGUGUCCGAGAUCCAGCCGACGUCUGAGGUGGGUGUGCCAGACAGGAGGAUCCUGAACCUGGAGGUCAGUUGUAAGGAGCCAAGCAAGGAGCCGGCUUCCCCGGCCGACAAGGAGAAGGUGUACACUGUCCUAUACUCCUGCAACAAGUGCAGCUUCUGCACGAGCAAACUCAGCGAGCUCAAGCUGCACGCCCAAUCGGAGCAGCAUGAGAACGGUCUCGGGAAGGACGAUGAUGCGAGUUCUGGGCAUGAGCCUGGCGAGGACCAGGCCUUGAAGAUCCAGUAUGCCUGCAGUAGCUGCUCCUUCAAGACGGAGCGCUACCAUGCCUAUCGGGAACACCUGCUCACCCACACCAAGAUCAGCGCCAAGGAGCUGUUCAAGUGUACAGACUGUGAUUACACCACCCGUCACAAGUACAACCUGAAGACUCACCUGAAGCGGCACGCCAAGCUCGGGGAGCUGGCCGAGGAGGAACUCUUCCGCUGCGACCAGUGCGACUACGUCUCGCCCUACAAGCACGACCUAAUGACCCAUCGCAAGAAGCACGACCCAGAGAAGCCCUUCCGCUGCGACCAGUGCGACUUCCAGAGCAUCUACAAGCACAGCCUGAUCCACCACGUCCGCUCCAAGCACGAGCGGCUGCGGCCCUUCAAGUGCGACCAGUGCGACUACAGCUCAGCCCGCAAGCAGGACCUGCAGACGCACAUGGGGCGCCACGCCGCCGAGAAGCGGUUCAAGUGCGACCGCUGCUCCUACGCCACCCCCUACCGGGUCAGCUUCAAGGCCCACAUGGACCGCCACAUGGGCAACAAGCUCUUCAAGUGCGAACAGGAAGGCUGCGACUUUGCCACCACCACAAAGCAGAACUUGAAAUCCCACGAGCUGCGACACUCCACCGUCAAACCUUUAAAGUGUGCCUUUUGCGACUACACAGCUGCUCACAAACAACAGAUGAUCAACCACGAACAGAAGCACGGCGUGAUGGACCCGCCCACCAAGACCUACAGCUGCCUGUCCUGCGACUACAAGACGGCCCACCGCUACAGCCUACAGCGCCACAUGAACCGGCACCGCGCCGACCGACAGAUGCCGGCCAAGGACUACGUCUGCGAGGAGUGCGGCUACUGCACGGGCUAUAAAAACAGCCUCAAGCGCCACAUGGCCAAGCACUCGGACGUCAAGCCCUUCAAGUGCGGCCACUGCAACUAUUCGGCCAUCAACAUGACCCAGAUGCACGUCCACAUCGCGAAGCACACCGGCAUCAAGCCGUUCAAGUGCGAAGUCUGCGACUACGCCACGGCCAACAAGCAGCACCUGGUGGGCCACAUGGCCAAGCACUCAUCGGUCCGUCUCAACUGCCCGCACUGCAGCUUCUCCACGGCCUGGAAGCAGCGGCUGCGGGCCCACCUCAAGGCCCACGAGACGGGCCAGCUGUUCCAAAAGAGAGUGUUCUCCAGCACUGCUGUGCAGACUGGCAAGAUUCUGUACACCCUGCCGGAGCCCAGCCAGGACCAAGGGGACGACGUGGCGAUGAGGAACCACGCCCUGAACGAGAUCUCUAAUGCCAUUGAAGCCUUCCACUCCUACAGCCUACAGGUGGAGGUUGCCUCCAACCAAGACCAGGUCAAGGGAAAUGGUGUGUCGCCCUCCGGCGGACAGGACCAAGAUUCCUCCUGUCAGGAGGCAGAUAGUGGCUCGCAGAGAAGUGUUGAACAGGUUCAGCUGGUAGACGAAGACGGCAACCGAGUGUCGGCAGCCCUGCAGUGUGUCAAUGGGGAGCAGGCCAUCGAGGUCCUGGUCGACGGGGGCGUCAAGAGCACGGUCGCCCUUAAAGAUUUACAGAAAGACGGCUCCCAAGUCUUAGUGUGGGGCCAGGAUGGGAAAUCGGCCGGCCAACCACAGACAAGCAGCGAGACCCGGCAGGAAUCCGGCACCGAGGCUGAAAGCGAUGUGGCGCUUCUCGUCAUCGACGAGAUGCAGACAGUUUAAGAAGUCGAGAUGCUUGGAGAUCCCAGCUGUACAGGUGGCCCGGUCGGACACUAAGCCAGGAGUCAGGACCCACAAAGGGCCAUUUUUUUUAUCUCCAAACCCUGCUAAGCUCAUCCAGCUGCAAACAGCAGAACAAUUCUCGCCUGUCUAACCACUCUCCCGGUCCUCUUUUACAAGUCCUUAUGGUUUCUUAAAAGCGGUGUGUGGCAAGUCCGUGCUCUUACAUCUUCAUCAAAUAAAUCAUAUAAGGAAACCGACUUAUAAAUACAGUAUAUCAAUUACAAAGAUAAAGAAAGAAAUUGACUAGAGGAGGAUUCGAACCACCAACCAGCUGAGCUAUCCAACCCUACUUUGGCAGCUUCUCAAUUGUCAUCUUUGUUCAGGGAUGCUUGUCAGAAGUCACUGUCACCUUUUCCUUAAAACUAUUUCAACCAUUUUUUUUUUCUGUUAUCAUUUGUUCUUCAUUUGUUUGCUUCAACCUUUUGAGUGCGAAGACGUUGUUAUUUUACAUUUGAUGUUUUUCGUGUGUUCAUGUACACCGGUGUUAAUCCUUUAUUUUCUUUUGACAUACGAAGUAUUUCUUUUCUGCAAGGUGUUACCAUGGAGACUGGGGUUCUCAGAGAGAUUAUUAGGUUGCCUUCACCUCAUCGUUCAAAUGAAAUUAUGACUUGAACCGAAGAUUCCUUAUUCGGUGUGAAUUUUGUCCAUGAGAAGUUUAACAUUUUGGAUUGAUGUGAACUUGUCAGCACAUUUGAAGCCAAUAAAGCAGUUCUGUUGGAGCAGCUCUACCAAAGUGAAACAUA
Acanthaster planci (crown-of-thorns starfish) is the source of this 3719-nucleotide messenger RNA. RefSeq lists its product as uncharacterized. Gene Ontology annotation, molecular function: DNA-binding transcription activator activity, RNA polymerase II-specific; RNA polymerase II cis-regulatory region sequence-specific DNA binding. NCBI's taxonomy places the organism in Eukaryota, Metazoa, Echinodermata, Asteroidea, Valvatida, Acanthasteridae. The record is from RefSeq and is a predicted model, not a curated record. Gene Ontology annotation, cellular component: nucleus. Gene Ontology annotation, biological process: regulation of transcription by RNA polymerase II.